UAUUGAUUACAGCACGAAGAUCGUGACAGUUAACCUACCAUUCGCCCAGGCCGGUAGAUGGAACGUUACCAUAUACAAUACCCAAGGAGUCACCGAGCACGCGAGUGUAUCAGUAACAUCUAAACCAAGUCAGGAGGAAUAUCAACCAGUUACAGUCACUGUUCUUCUCGGAUCACGGGAGGUGGAUUUUUCUCAGACUCCGGCACUAGCGAUCUAUGCUCGGGUACAACAGGAUCACAAUCCAGUUCUUAAUGCUGACGUCACGGCUAUCAUCUCAGACGCCAAUGCUGUAACAACGACCAUGCCAUUGCUGGAUAGUGGUUCAGGCUCAGAUCUAUUCAAAGACGACGGAACAUAUUCAGGGUUCUUCCUUGCUUUCGCUUCCAAUGGUAGAUCUAACGUAAAGAUCAAUGUCAUCGGCUAUGAAGUCUCAGAAAUUCGAAGAAGAAGACGAUCAACUUCCGCUGAAGUCCAGACCACAGAUGAGCCAUCUUUCAUGCGAACAGCAUCUGGAGGAGUCUUUAAAGUCCACAGCUAUACAGCCAACCCUUCAGAUACCAUCGCGCCUUCUCGUAUUCAUGACUUGAUCUCAGAGUCCUUCUCCUAUGACAAUAGCACAGUAACUCUGGUUUGGACAGCUGUAGGAGAUGACAUGGACCAAGGAACUGCAUACAGUUACGAUCUUCGCUAUUCCACCAACUUCUCAGAGGUGCGAGACGACUUCAACAGGAGCCAUUUGGUCUCUCAAGAACAAGUGCUGUACGGCAAUCUAUCCCACGUCAAUGCUUCAGGAACAACGGAGAGUGUUACUAUUACCCUUCCACAGAAGGGAGAGGACAUCGUUUAUUAUUUUGGUAUUCGAGCUUGGGAUGAGGCAGGGAAUGGAGGGGACUUGUCGAACAUUGUUUCACUGUCUAUCCGUUUCAUACCAGUGGCAUUACCAACUGCAGUGAUGCCUACCAUGCACGCUACUGAUGUAAUGACAGAGAUAAUUACUACUAGUUCACCCAGCGAGACCACAGUAUCCGAGGAACCUGAGCCUUUGGAGCGAACAACACAACAAGAGGUUCCUGAGACGACGAAAGCCACGGAACCAACCGGACCAGAAGCACAGGCCGUAAUCAUUGGCCUGUCUUGCGCAUUAAGUGUAGUUACCAUCAUAGCAGCAGUCAGUUUGGUCAUGUUGGUGUACAUCUACUAUCUAAAGCAGACCCCCACCUCGGUGAAGCCGAUAACCCCGCCUAAAUCGGCCUGGGCACAGCAAGAACUUGCGGAUAUUGAGAUGGAACAAAAGGACCCUAGCUACAUGAGGAAAAUUCUCGUUUAAACUAGUAACAUAACCCCGAUUGCAUUGUUCUGACCCUUUCUUUCUUUAAUCACCUGGA
Molecule: messenger RNA, 1385 nt
Organism: Lytechinus variegatus (green sea urchin)
Lineage: Eukaryota; Metazoa; Echinodermata; Echinoidea; Temnopleuroida; Toxopneustidae
Product: calcium-activated chloride channel regulator 1-like
Exons: 7
Coding region: 302-1327 (341 amino acids)
Source: RefSeq, a predicted model, not a curated record